AUGUCGUUUUAUAAUAAUCCAUAUAAAAAUCAUAAUAAAAUUAUAUCAAACUCAUCAUUAAUACCAGAACUGCCUUUAACAUCAUCACCAUCGCCAUCGUCUCCAGUAUUACCUUUAACAAUAAAUAAUUCUGGAACAAUAUCAUCAAGAUCAUGUCGAAUGUCAUGGUUUCUUGUACAACAAUUAGAAUCAAAAAUAUUAUCUAUAAUACAUUCGGUUGAUUUGGUACAUGAUACAAAUGCUGAUAUUUAUUUAAACAAAACAAUAACAUUUAAUAGAGAUCAAUCAAUAAUUGAAGCUAUUAUAUAUUUAAGCGGUAGAGAAAUUUUAAUUGAAGACGGCAAUGAAAAACGUUUAGCAACAAUCUUACAUUUUUCUGCUAAUGAAAAUGAAAUGAUGAAGGAAAUGCAAUUACUAAAAGAAAAAUCCUCUCAUUUGGCUCUUGAAGAAUCAUCAUUGAAUAAAAACUUUAAAUGGUUUCUUAUACAAUAUAGUAAUGGUUUGAAUAAUGUUAUUUAUUCAAUUAUAAACGAAGAUGAAACAAUUUGGGGUGAGGAUAAUUAUUUUAAUGAUUUUGUUACAUACCUUCAAGACGAUACUUGCUCAGCAAUAUAUCAAUCUAUAAUAUUAAAAAAAUCUAAAUAUCGUGAUGAACUUGAAAUUGAAUUGGAAAAUAUUAAAGAACAUUCCUUAGUUACAGUUUUCCCUCUAAAUGGAAAUAAUGAAAUUUAG
This is a messenger RNA of Condylostylus longicornis, 732 nucleotides long. Its product is annotated as early boundary activity protein 3-like. The record is from RefSeq and is a predicted model, not a curated record. The transcript is spliced from 3 exons. Bases 1 to 732 code for a protein of 243 amino acids. NCBI's taxonomy places the organism in Eukaryota, Metazoa, Arthropoda, Insecta, Diptera, Dolichopodidae.